This is a messenger RNA of Fusarium sp. VM40, 1959 nucleotides long. The record is from the annotation of a GenBank genome assembly. NCBI's taxonomy places the organism in Eukaryota, Fungi, Ascomycota, Sordariomycetes, Hypocreales, Nectriaceae.
AUGUUGUGCCAAGAGUGCAAGGCCGUGUUGAAACAGCCCAUGUCCCUGAAGAAGGAGUCAAGCGGACUAGAUUUCCUCAUUACCAACUUUCAUCAUGAUAUUUCUCUUGUAGACUUGCAAGCAAAAGCCAAGCGCUGCUAUAGUUGCCGUGGCAUACUCCGACAGAUUGAGAAGGAUGACAGCGCCGGGCUGCAACGGAAAUUAGCUCUGCAGAUCCAUUACAGUCAUGGAGUUGUGGCUAACAGGAAGAGCACCGAUCCUUGGUUCCAUAGCUCAAUAAGGCUUGAUGGAACGGUACUCGGGGUGAGCCGGGUGCAUUUUGAAAAGAUCAAGGAUAAAGAAACAUGUGAUCUGAUGACGGGAAGCACUGGCUCAACAGAGAGCUUGAGCUUUCUGAAAACAUGUCUGGAAAAAUGCCGCGUUGAACAUCAGACUUGUCCUUCUACAAGCUCCAGUGCUGCCUGGGUUCCCACCCGGCUCAUCCAAGUUGAACAGGACAGCUUGAGGCUUGUGGAAUCUUCCAAAACAACCAUCUCUGAGCCAUUUGUCUCCCUCAGUCACUGCUGGGGAGGUGCCGAGAUUUUAAAGCUCACCACCAAGAAUAUCAAUGUCCUGAAAGGUGAUAUUCCCUUUCUCCAGCUGCCAAAGACGUUUCAAGACGCAAUCCAAGUUGUCAGAGCCCUUGGGUUCAGGUAUAUCUGGAUCGACUCAUUGUGUAUCAUACAAGAUUCGGAUCAAGAUUGGCACAAAGAAGCGAACACCAUGCUCAAAGUGUAUAAACAUGCCCUGUUCAACAUCGCAGCUACGGCCUCCACCAGCAGCUUCGGAGGUUUAUUCCAGGAGCGAGAUCCCCAAUUUGUGCAGUCUGAGGCACUUGACGUCGAUACCGAGGCCAUCAAAGGCCGAUUUCACCUCGUUGAUCAGGGGUAUUUCACUCAAGCCGUUGACAAGGCCCCGCUCAACCUGCGAUCGUGGGUUACCCAGGAACGCAUGCUGUCACCUCGCAUCGCGCAUUUUGCCUCUGAGCAAGUGAUUUGGGACUGCGCCGAAUUAACCGCUUGCGAGUCACUCCCUCAUGGUACGACGGCCUGGUCCGGCUAUGGGGCGAGGCCCAUGACAUUUGGAUGCAAGCAGGGCUCCUCCUUACUCUCGCCUUCACAAACCGUCGAUGAGGGCAUAGGCCAGUGGGGAACCAUUGUCAACACCUACUCAGCUUGUGGCUUGACAAUGCUUGGAGACAAGUUAAUCGCCAUCUCUGGCGUAGCCAACUAUCUGCGAGAUGAGCUCAAGAUGGAAUACUGUGUUGGUCUGUGGAGGCCCAAGAUGGAGAUACAACUUGCGUGGGUCGUGCAGAGUCUGCAAGGCGACCGACCACCUCGUAACGAUCUUGCUCCAACAUGGUCCUGGGCAUCGGUCAACGGAGCGGUACAUCUGCAGCAAGUCAACAUUUAUGAAGGAUAUGAUGUUAUCUCGCUAUGUUCCAUCACAGAGGUAAGCCUUUGUCGACAGAUUGAUCCGAAUCGUGGUGAGAAGGUCGUUGGAUAUCUUCAGAUGCACUGCUUUCUCAAUCCUAUCACAGUCGAACGUGACGGGAAUUCCUACCGUUCAAGGGGGAAGGGAAUGGAGGAACACGGUAGAGCCGCUGACAUUGAUUCGUCCGACGUUGCCGGAGCGGAUCAACUCUUUUUUAUCCCUUUGUUUGACGUCCAGUCGCCAAUGUCAUUGAAUGGGCCAAAGUGGGAGGUCAGUUCAGAGAUUCGAGGGAUUAUUGUUCAAGGUGUCGUUGGACGACCGGGAGUGUUUACGCGGUGUGGGCAUGCUCUCGUCAGUGGUGCUGUUCGCACCGAUACGGGGAAGUUUGAAGAGUCAUACGAUGCAUUCAAAUCAGCCAAGGGAAAGGCUAACCUACCUUGUGAGGAGUAUGACGUAGAUUCUGGGCAUCUCAUCAAGCUGAUAUAA